Messenger RNA from Pyrus x bretschneideri (Chinese white pear), 1392 nucleotides. Its product is annotated as queuine tRNA-ribosyltransferase accessory subunit 2-like. NCBI's taxonomy places the organism in Eukaryota, Viridiplantae, Streptophyta, Magnoliopsida, Rosales, Rosaceae. The record is from RefSeq and is a predicted model, not a curated record. Gene Ontology annotation, molecular function: tRNA-guanosine(34) queuine transglycosylase activity.
AUGGAAGAAAAUUGGGUGGACUCACAAAACCCUUGUUUUUGCCGCCAAAAGAGAGAGCAAACUUCUGCAAAACCCUACAACUUCUCCUCCUCCUCCUGCUCUCCGACUCUAAAUCCAAAGCUGUUUGUCUCUGUCGAUAUGAAAUUCGCAGUGAAGGCAUGGAGCGGCGGAAGAGCGCGGACCGGGGUUCUCCACUUGGGCAGCUGCCCGACCCCAAUAGAGACCCCUUCUCUUCUCCUUUCCACCCGAAAGGGCCUGCCCCUGUUCACCCCUCCUGACCUUCUUCCUUCUCUUCCUUUGCCUGAUUCCCGUCUCUUCCAUGUUAGCUCCCUCCACUUCUUGGAAGUCCCCUCACCUCAAACAAUUUCAAAAAUAGGAGGACUGCAUCAGUUGCUCGGCUUGCCCGAACAUGGGUUCGUGUGCAUACCAAGGGACUCCAUUCAAUGCCUUCCUGAAUGUAAUAGCAGUAACAAAUUUGGAGCAUCUUUCGAGACUCCUUCUGGUCGCCGUUUGAUGAAACCCGUAGAGUAUGUUGAGUUGAUUACUUCCUUGAAGCCCAAUAUGUGGACCACUUUGGCAGAUGAAGUUCCUGUAUGGGUCUCUGAUAAGAGGAACAAGACCUCGGUUGAUCGAACUAUAAGAUGGCUUGAUGAAUGCAUUGAGCUAAAUCAGGCAGGUGGACCUGUCCUUGGAUCUAUUGUUGGUGGGUCUUCCGUAAAUGAACGUGAGAGAUGUGCCCAAGAGGUGGCUAGCCGAAAUGUAUCAGGUUAUUGGAUCGGAGGAUUUGGCCUUGGAGAGAACAUGGAUGAGCGUCCUGCUCUCCUUAAUGCUGUUACUGAUAUCUUACAAGAAGAGAAACCACGCUUGAUCAGUGGGCUUGGACUUCCAGAGGAGGUCUUGCAGGGCGUUGCUGCCGGCAUUGAUGUCUUUGAUUCAACGUAUGUAUGCCAUCUUACCCUUGGCGGCUUUGCACUUACGUUUCCCCUUGAUGGAGUUGAUAUGAAUGCAUCUGGUAUUGAGUUGACUAAUAUUGGAAGUGACCAGACAAAGAUUAAUCUGAGAGCAACAGCUUACAGGAAAGAUAUGUCACCCAUUGUUGCAAAUUGUAACUGCUACACGUGCAAGAAUCAUACAAAAGCUUACAUCAAUCACCUGCUCAAUGUUCGCGAAAUGCUGGCUCAGACUCUACUAGAAAUACAUAAUACCCACCAUUAUCUAGGAUUCUUCCGUUCUAUAAGGGAAGCGAUUAAGUCUGGUAAUUUUGAGCAGUUCAGACAGAAAUUCGUUGAGAGUAGAUGUUAUCAUGUUGUUGCUGAAGCUGCUGCUGCUGCUGCCUUCAUGUGAAUUCAUUACGCGCAUUUCAGUUUUGUAAUCUUAUAGACAUCAUAGAGC